Molecule: messenger RNA, 993 nt
Organism: Talaromyces proteolyticus
Lineage: Eukaryota; Fungi; Ascomycota; Eurotiomycetes; Eurotiales; Trichocomaceae
Product: putative prefoldin subunit 1
Exons: 3
Coding region: 134-496 (120 amino acids)
Biological process (GO): protein folding
Cellular component (GO): prefoldin complex; cytoplasm
Molecular function (GO): protein folding chaperone
Source: RefSeq, a predicted model, not a curated record
GUAACGACGUCAACACAUCGUCGCGAUGAACUAGAAAGUAUCAUUCUCCUCUCAUUACUGCCUUAACACAAACCUGGGAGAGGAAGAAUACACGUACUUCCAGAUCAGUUCUCCUCCUAAACAAGUGCCCACCAUGUCUAUUCCGCCGGAAGCUCUACAAAAGCUCGUCCAAGAGAUCGAGGCACGCGCCAUCUCCUCCCAGCAGCAGAUCAAUAUAGUGAAAGCACAGAUCUCCACUAAACAACGCGACAUCCGGCUUUUACAACUUACCUCGAGCGAAUUGCAGUCAUUACCCAAGGAUACCAAUGUCUACGAAGGAGUCGGAAAAAUGUUUAUCCACGCCCCGAUAAACACAGUCGACAAGCGACUAUCAACAGAAACCGAGACGCUCAAAAACGAUAUUAGCGGUCUUGAGAAGAGGCUGAACUAUCUUGAAACGACACAUCAAAAAAGUAAGGAAAAUAUGGAGCAUAUACUCAAGGGGACCUCAGCAUAGACGGUUGGUGAUAGUAUUUAUGAGAAUGAACAAAAUUUGUCGGACGAGAAGCUCAGCUGCUGAUGGCCUUCACCGUUGCUUUCGAAUGGGCCAUUAUUAGAUCCCAGUGCCAGAAAGGUGUCGUGUACAUCGCUGCAAUGCAUCUAGCGAGAUGGACUCGGAAACGAACUGUGCAUUCCCUUGUGCUCAUUAGUCUUUGCAUGUCAGACUGGCGCAUCGGUCUGCUGGGGGCUCGUUUUGCUCGAGAUAGGCGUACAAUUAGCUCUUGCGGAUUGCGAUGCAUGUGUUGAUGAAGGAGGAAGUUGGCGCCUCGUCAGUAUGGCUGGGAACCGACAGCCCGACAAUGAGGGUACAUAAACCAGUUUGAUAAGGCAGUCCGGUACGAUAAAUAACUUUUAAACCUACAAAUCAUAUCGUAUGAAUUAAUAGAUGCAAAUAAAAAUGGGAUUACCGAAACUAAGGACGAUGUGGUUUAAUAAAGAGGUACUAAGCAGCCC